GAGAAGUGAGACGCAGACGUCCCAGAUCAGGAUCCCUGAGUUGUCUGCUUUUCUGGUCAUCAUGAGGGUCUUUGCAGUGAUCUUUGUGCUGGCAGCUUUGUCUGGCUGCCAUGCCAGGAGUGUGCCUCAGGAUGACGGCAAUCCCUGGGAGGACACGCUGGACAAGUUUAAGGAUUAUUUCACAGAUCUGAGCCCCAAGUCCUACGAGAUGUUGAAGGACAUCAAGAGCCACCAGAUCAGCAGAGAACUCGACACCCUGAUCCAGGACAGCAUGUCUGAGCUGGCCGUGUACAGACAGGACCUGCAGACCAAGCUGGCUCCGUACACCCAGGAGGCCGCAGAACGUCUGGGCAGGGACCUUCAGUGGCUGGUCGGCAGACUGCGUGACCACAUGGAAGACGGCCGGAAGCAGAUGGAGAAGUACAGCCUGGAGCUGCAGACCAUGAUGGAGCAGAACGCAGAUGACGUCAGGGUCAGGGUGUCCGCCUACACCCGCAAGAUGAGGAAACGCCUCAACAAGGACGCUCAGGACAUCAAGAGCCACGUUGCCGACUACUUUGAGGAGCUUCAGUCUCGUACCUCAAACAACAUGGAGGAGAUGCAGACCCGGCUCGAGCCUUAUUUCUCUCAGGUGCGAGACAACGCACAGGCAAAGGUCACCACCCUGAACGACCUGCUGAAGUCGCAGGUGGACAACAUGGCGGACACGAUUCGGUCCAGGGCCGAGGACAUCAAGGAGGGCAUUGAGAAUACAGCUGAGGAAAUGAGGAGCACCCUGGAGGAGAAGAUGGAGGAGGUGCGCAACUGGUUUCAGCCUUUUGUCUCCAUGAUCACAGGAUAACCUUUCAUCAAAGAGUCCGGACUGACAGUUAAUGUUCAUGUAAAGAGUUUAUUAAUGAGUCAAGUUAAUUAGCUAUGAAAUGAGAAGUUUUUGUUUCAUGACAGAUGUUCACCUCAGUCUACAAGUGUCGUCCAAUAAAACCCAGCUGCUUAUAACGUGUAGAAAACCAUUGCUCAUCAAUAAUGUGAUUAAACUGCUCACAUCUGUUUCA
This is a messenger RNA of Paralichthys olivaceus (Japanese flounder), 1052 nucleotides long. RefSeq names its product apolipoprotein Ea (gene apoea). Gene Ontology annotation, molecular function: lipid binding. Gene Ontology annotation, biological process: positive regulation of nitric-oxide synthase activity; regulation of amyloid-beta clearance; lipoprotein catabolic process. NCBI's taxonomy places the organism in Eukaryota, Metazoa, Chordata, Actinopteri, Pleuronectiformes, Paralichthyidae. The record is from RefSeq and is a predicted model, not a curated record. Gene Ontology annotation, cellular component: intermediate-density lipoprotein particle; extracellular region.